UUCUGUCUGCCUUUGGCCAUGGCCGCAUCACUCGUCCGGUCGCUACUCCUGCUGGCCUUACUGGGAGCCCUGCCAGGCGCCGGGGCCGCAUGUCCCGAACCCGCAGUCCUGAAGCCCGCCGACGGGCCCCGCGUGUGCGCCCGCCUCUUCGACAAGAGCGAUGCCUACUACGAGAACUGCUGUGCGGGCGCCCAGCUGAGUCUGGAGCCUGGGGCCGACCUGCCCUACCUGCCCUCGGACUGGUACCACAGCGCCUCCUCCCUAGUGGUGGGUCCCCGCUGUGAGCUCACUGUCUGGUCUCGUAAGGGCAAAAGCGGUAAAACCCGCAAGUUCUCAACCGGAGCUUACCCGCGGCUAGCGGAGUUUCGCCUCGGGAUAUUCGGAAAUUGGAACAACGCCAUCGCCGGUCUCUACUGCAAGUGUAACUAAGCCGGCCCGGGGCGCAAGGAGCUCCCCGCGAGGACCCUUUUCCAAGCCAGAGCCAGCCUUGGACCCCGACCCCGUGCCCUUCUCGUUGCCACCUGCUGACCGGCCACAUGCCCAGAUGAGCCCCUGGACCCGGCUCGGGUGCCCCUAGAGCAUCACUCACCAAGUGCGGGGACCCAGGAGACAGCUCUCAGCCAGAACUCCACCUCCAAGAGCCCCAGACACUUGACACUUACUAGCUGUGUGACCCUGGGCAAGUCACUUAACCCCAACACCUGGUACCCCCAGUCCAGCCCAUUAGCUGUCUAGGGCUAGGAGAGCUCACUCUAGCCCCAGAAUCUGAGAGUUUCCAGCUGUCACCAGUGACAGUCCUGCCAGGAUUCCCAGUUGGGCCCUUUGCCUUAUCCCAUAAGUGAUCAUCUGAAUCUCUCCUCACUACACCACAGCUGCCCUGGACCACUGAGGCUGAGCUCAGAGUGAACCAGGAGACCAGGCACCCAGCCUAGGAAGCCCCCAGCUCACCUGACCCUUCUUAUCUUCUUAGCCCCAUCUUUCUGCACCCCUACCCAUUUCUGCUAAUAAUCUGGGGACAUCAGCCCCAGAUGCUGCCAUCCCCUGGAUAAAGAGCUUUGGUGAAAAGAUU
Molecule: messenger RNA, 1069 nt
Organism: Dromiciops gliroides (monito del monte)
Lineage: Eukaryota; Metazoa; Chordata; Mammalia; Microbiotheria; Microbiotheriidae
Gene: SYCN
Product: syncollin
Exons: 1
Coding region: 19-429 (136 amino acids)
Biological process (GO): exocytosis
Cellular component (GO): secretory granule membrane
Source: RefSeq, a predicted model, not a curated record